This is a messenger RNA of Marchantia polymorpha subsp. ruderalis, 1125 nucleotides long. The record is from the annotation of a GenBank genome assembly. Lineage: Eukaryota; Viridiplantae; Streptophyta; Marchantiopsida; Marchantiales; Marchantiaceae.
GAGAAUUUGAUGCAGGUCAGGUUAUACAUAUAUGAAAUAUUAUGGGACGAUAAUAUACAUUUCUCGGACAGAUUUUUCGAUAUUGUUGAAAGCUAUUACUAACAUUCAACGAUAUAAGACUAAUCAUGCUGCACCCAUGGGCAUUGUUCUGGUCGCACAAAAUGAAAUUGUGGAUCAUCUGCUUCCUGCAUUACAAUAGAAUUGCAGUCUACGGAUACGCAGUGGACAGAACUAGUUACAGAGUGGUCUCAUCGAGAAUUGCUCUUCCGACGUGUUCCCACGUUAGGUCGUCCUCAGUUUUCUCUCUUCAGCAUCAGCAUCAUCGGAAUUCAACCUCACGAAUGCAACAAAAAACUUCUCUUACAAAUGCUCCGGCGAUGACCAGUCAGAAGUACACGAACGGGUGGGCAUUACCGAUUUAGCACGAGAAGAAUUCGAGUCGCAGUAUAUGGGAAACUACGAGACGUCAGAUCGAGUUUGUUCGAUCUCCCGAAGCAGACAGAUGGAACCAGCCUAAGUUGCUGCUAUCCAGACGUAUCGACAAAACGCACGAAGUCUCGGCCUCGUCGUGGGCGGCUCCAGUUCCCCAAAAGCGAUGAUGCCUCCUGAUGGUCCAGCAGCAGCAGCAGCAGCAGCCGCAUCAGCUGCAGUCGUACUCACGACGUCUGCCCACGGUCCCCUCACCUUCCAGCAGACAUACAUACAUACAUACAAUACAAUACAAUACAUUCCCGAUAUACGGAUCUGCGUACAAUUCGAGACAUGUACACGGCCGGGCUUCGGUGGCAUACGCACUCUCGUCCUCUGCUGGCAUUAGAAAGAUCUCUGUCCCGGGCGCUUCUUCCGAGCUCGGACAGGACCGAGCCUUGGGAUUGCCGAGUGACCUUUUUGUCCCCGUAUUGAGAUUCCUUCCCUCAACCUUUCUUUAGAGCUGGUCUUCCGCUGGAGGGGCGGGACAUGGCGGGGCGCAAGUCCUGGAUUCAGUUCCUUGUCCGCUGCAGAUUCGCCUCUGCAGGCCGCAAUCGUUCGAACAUCUGCGGGCCUCCAGGGCUGCGGGCCAGUGGCAAGACCCGCAGCAGCUGACCUCGGUCAGUCUCUGUUUAUCGGCGCCCGCCUCAUAAAACG